UGAAUGCAUGAGGUUGCCAAAAUCCAGGGUGCGCGCCUCAUGGGUCUGCUGCGUUCAUGACCACAGCAGCCGGAGUCUUUACUUACUCUCCGGACGGACACCAUGAGCUCAAGACCAGGCGCAGCGCCCUACUCACUUCCAUCGACCCACUUUACAUCUGGAGAACGCACCUAUACCUGUCUCAAGCCGGAAUCUAAACAAUGUCUGCACAACCUGCUCCAUUACCGACCACCCAAGCUCCGGGUCAGUAUCCGAAGUCUAGGUCGGCGGCGGUACUCGUUGCGUUGUUCGUCGGGAGACAUGGCGACCUCUACGUGCUACUGAUCGCGCGUCUACGUUGCGAACAUAUGCUGGCGACACAUCGUUACCUGGCGGAAAGUGGGAGCCUCGCGACCGCACCAUCGAGCAGACAGCUCGAAGGGAGGCGUAUGAAGAGGUCUUCCCAUAGAUCACCGGAAAGUCCCCUGCUAUGUAUCCUGGAGCCUUUCGUGGCUGGUAGCCCGGGACAAUUGAUUGUCACUCCGGUCGUCGUCCUUGUGCUAGACAAGACUAUCAAACCCAUACUGAACGCCCCUGAAGUCGCCUCGCUCUUCUCCCAUCCUAUAGGCUCUCUUUUACACUCCGAACCGCCUUUUGCUACCGAGCACGAGAUGCUGGAGCUAAAGUAUCACACCUAUCAUGACAUUGACUGGCGGGGCGGAGGCAAAAUCCGGAUGCACCGAUUCCUCACGGGUAGGGAAGCGGGAGGUACCAAGCCGAUCUUUGGCUUCACGGCCGGCGUACUGAUCCGCGUCGCGACCAUAGGCUACGGCAGAGAGCCCGAUUUCGAUGUCUACGCGCCGGACCAGACGUCGCAAGAGGGGCGCAUUGCGUACGAAUUGAGGGAAAAUCCAUUGCUCAGGGAAGCAUGUCGGGAAGAGGGUAUCGAUCCGGACAAGGCGCCCGAACCAUCACAGUUGAGGGCGAGGUCAGCCCGGAGGAGCGAUGGUCCGAGAGGACAUCGGAGGCGAGCUGUCCGGAGUAAGCUCUGAUAACGGACUUUCGUUUCCUCAUAUGACAAGAACUGCACCAAUAUAUGUAUCCCUUGCCCGCAUGGAUUCGUUCGUUCACCGUUCAAUCGCCGGGCUUGCAGCGUCGGAUUGCAUUGCUGUAUUCGGUCCAUGUCGGCCGUGGCGAAGACGGCUGUCCUCGGAUUGGUGGCUCACAGAGGACGUGCAUUCUUGUGUGUAAAGGGACGCUUUGCUAGGACUUGUAGACAGCUUGAAGGACCGAGCGUGCGCGUG
Fomitopsis serialis is the source of this 1283-nucleotide messenger RNA. RefSeq lists its product as uncharacterized. Gene Ontology annotation, biological process: coenzyme A catabolic process. The coding region runs from base 201 to 1031 and encodes 276 amino acids. Gene Ontology annotation, molecular function: coenzyme A diphosphatase activity; acetyl-CoA hydrolase activity. NCBI's taxonomy places the organism in Eukaryota, Fungi, Basidiomycota, Agaricomycetes, Polyporales, Fomitopsidaceae. The transcript has 7 exons. The record is from RefSeq and is a predicted model, not a curated record.